AGACUCAGAGAGUAGAGGUUAUGGUUGAAUCUGAUUUUCUACAACUUGAUCAAAACACCAUCAAAAUCUUUCAAAUUAAAACUAACUAAAAUCUAAGCAUCUUGAGUAUGGAAUGGAUUCGAUGGUGUUUAGAUAUUAAACUUGACCUCAAAAAUAAUGCAGUUAUAUGAAGAUUGUGUAGAAAAGAAACAUUUGGUAGGGAGCAUGUUAAUAUAGAAAAACUAUUGCUCGGGGAAAAAAAAUCAUCUAAAAGAAGGACAAAUUCUCCCAUCCAUCCAGUCAACAAAGAAGACAUCAAAAGAGCAAGAAGGAAAGUAACUCCCCCUGAACUGCAUUUCUUGAAGAUCAGUCAGAAAGAGAAAUUCGGCAUCAUCUGUGACAGUCAGACAGUGGACGAAAAAUGCCAGUGAAAUGUUGUUUCUACAGGUCACCAGCCACAGAAGCAAUGGCGUGGUCUGAAAAUAUGGACACACUUUUAGCCAACCAAGCUGGUUUAGAUGCUUUUCGAACAUUCCUAAAAUCAGAGUUCAGCGAAGAAAAUGUUGAGUUCUGGCUUGCCUGUGAAGACUUCAAGAAAACAGAAAGUGCUGAAAAAAUUGCUUCCAAAGCCAAGAUAAUUUAUUCUGAAUUCAUUGUAGCUGAUGCCCCUAAAGAGAUUAACAUUGACUUCAGUACCAGGGACCUCAUCUCAAAGAAUAUUGCUGAACCAACAACCAAAUGCUUUGAUGAGGCUCAGAAAUUAAUCUACAGUCUCAUGGCCAAGGAUUCUUUUCCUCGCUUUCUAAAGUCAGAGAUUUAUAAGAAACUGGUAAAUAGCCAACAGGUUGGAAAUCAUAAAAAGUGGCUCCCUUUCUUGUGAAGAAGGUAAAAUGAUAACCUAGUCACUAUAUUUCAAGGCUAAAUGUUUAAGUGUACGAUCACAAUACUAAUUAUUUUAGGCUUUAGAAUACAUUUUUAUUCCAACAGAAUAUUUUUAUACACCAAACCUAAAUUUCUAAGUCAUUUGUUUAGAACCUAGUCAUUUUAUCAGGUACUUAAAAAUCUCCUACUAGAGAGUACAGAGUUUAUAAUGAUAAAUAUAUUUUAAAAAUCCUAAUACUUUUAUGGCAUUAUAAUUUCAAGAAACUAUAUAUCUGUUGCAGAGUAAGAGUCUGUUAAACACCAUAUCCAUGGUUUUAAAUGCCAUUUGCAUUAUUCAAAAACCUCACUUCUAUAAAAAGUGAAAAUUUGGACCAAAACACAACCUUCCAUUUUGUGAAUUUGUUUUCUUUCAACUAUUCUUACCUAUUUCUUAUAAUGUAAUGGUCAUCUAAACAUCUAUGGCUCUCAAAGUACUUAAAAAGAAUUAUAAGAAUGUAUGCAGAAUUACAGGUAUGUCCAAUAGCACUAGGAGCCAAAGCUUUUCAAAAUACAUUCCUUGGAUCAACUUAAUGGCAUUAUAUAGGCUUUUGUAUGCAAAGAGGUUUGAGAGUGAAUAUUCACUUUUUCAUUUUAAUAGGAAUAUAAAAGAAAAAAAGUACAAUAAAGAGCAUGGACAAAUCCUUGUAUGGUGAACAAUGUAGCCCAUUCUUAAAUUUUUAAAAUGAUGUUUUUAAUUUAAAAAUCAAAAAUUUUUAAAACUGCAACAUCAUUUAUUCAAUUGUGGAGCUAAGUACCUAUUCACUCAUUCAGCACUGGAACUUGUUCACAAAACUAAAAUUUUAAAAUUUUUAUUUUAAGGUUUUCCUAAAAUUGUUCAUUUAUAUAAAUGUCCCAUAUGAGUAUGGAUAACUUCCUGUUGAUAUAAGAAGCUAUAAAAAAAUCAACAGA
Ictidomys tridecemlineatus (thirteen-lined ground squirrel) is the source of this 1809-nucleotide messenger RNA. RefSeq names its product regulator of G protein signaling 21 (gene Rgs21). The record is from RefSeq and is a predicted model, not a curated record. NCBI's taxonomy places the organism in Eukaryota, Metazoa, Chordata, Mammalia, Rodentia, Sciuridae.